This is a messenger RNA of Purpureocillium takamizusanense, 1491 nucleotides long. RefSeq lists its product as uncharacterized. The transcript has 2 exons. Lineage: Eukaryota; Fungi; Ascomycota; Sordariomycetes; Hypocreales; Ophiocordycipitaceae. The record is from RefSeq and is a predicted model, not a curated record. Bases 187 to 1293 code for a protein of 368 amino acids.
GGUAGAUCCGGCAGGGCUGACGCAGUCUAGGGGCGACCGGCUCGGUCCAUAUAAAGUCUGCUGAGGCGGAGAGUGAGACGCCAAUCUUGCCGAGCACCGACGGACGUUUUCCUUCAAGUGGCCUGGCUCACUGCACCCCGCAUCGACGAUCUGCCCCAGACUCGCAUUCGCUUGAGGCACAGUGCCAUGGCGAACGCGACGGACGCACCGUCCGCGAAUUGCGACAGCUUCCUGAACGAUGCUCGGUUUCGACAGACGUUCGUCUUGCCUGCCGACGCUACACGCGGCCGCCCGGAAGAGCUCCAGAUCACCUACGCAGACUAUGGCUAUCGCAAUGAGCAGGACCCCGAUGACGAAAAUGUCUUCUUAUUCUUCGCACCCUUAUUGGGCUCGCGCAUGUGGCACGUCGCCAAGGAUGGCCCUGCUAAGCGGCACAAGGUCCGCAUCAUCAACCUGGAUCGCCCAGGCGUGGGAGGCACGAGUGAAAUUCCCGCGGAGCGCAGGAUGGCUGUCUGGCGAGAUGUCAUCAUGGCCUUGCUCGCUCAUUUGAACAUCCGUCACGUGUCGCUGGGAUGCCAAAGCGGCGGAACUGUCCACGCGCUAGACCUGCUCCUACACCAUCCCCAAGUCCUGCACCCGACGCGGCCCUACCUGGCUAUUGGUGCACCAUGGAUCCUCCCUGCCCACUCUGGAGUCAUGGCCAUGUCCAUCACCCAGGCUCUCCCGGAGAUUCUGCUCGCUCAAACUGGUAAAAUGGCGGCAGUUGUCAGCAAACUGGUACCCGUCGCCUCGGCAUCGUUCGGGUUUAGCCAGGCUGUGCUUAACCUCGCCAGAGGAAAUCAGUCUCCCGAGGUCGAUCUUGACGAAGACGCAAAGUUUGAAGAGCAGUUGAGUGCAAAACUGGGCGACUUUGUCUUUGCGGAUGGUGUCAAUGGCAUGGCACAGGAAGCCAUCCUGCUGAUGCAGCGCACACCAGGCAAAGCCGGGUGGGGUGACUGGGGCGACUAUGACGGUCUCGUCCCGCGCCUGAGGGAAGCACUCCAAGCGGCUGGGAGACAGCUUGAAAUUGACGUUUAUUUCGCCGAAAAAGACGGCAUGGUCGGGGACGCAGGUUCCAAAGGUCCGAAGUGGUUCGAGGACUGCUGGAAGGGAGAGCAAGACGGGGGCAUCAUCCGAUAUGCCAGUAGCGUGGUUGAUGGAGCAGAGCACGACACCAUCUGGGGACUGCGAUACGGUGCCAUCCAAAAGGUGUUUGCUCGGAUUGGUGGCAAUGCGCCAACCGAGAGCGGGUAGCCAUGUCGGGAAGCGGGAUGCAAGACUGGCGUCCGCAGAGAGGGAUUCUUUUGUAUCGUCAAAGCCCAAUCGAUUAGCUUAUCACCCCGGCCGUUGCACUCGGCAUGCCGCUCGCCGUCGGAGUAUGCGAGCAAGACGCCAUCAAACCAACGCGGGUCGCACAAGGCGGAAUUCGUGCCCAUAGGCCAUAGAUAUGAC